CCGAGUGCCGGGGCGCAUGCGCAUGGGUUUAUUUGUUUCAUGGGUGGGAAAGUCGUGAGUUUGUUCGACGGAAAUGGCGGGAAAGGUUCCGGUCGGCGGGGGGCCUGGCACGACUGAAAUGGAGACGGGUGCCCGACCGAAACAGAGAGGGGGAAGAAUUGUGCCAUCCCGUUACCUGCAGUAUGAUCAAAAAGCAACUGGAAAGGGUACCUCAAACACCAAUUUGUCCCUUGCAAAAGGUCUAGGAAAUGUUGGAUCUCCAAAGAGACCAUCUGUUCAAUUUCAGAAAUACAAGGCUUCAGUAGAAAUUACGCCCGGUGUAUUACAGUCAACUUUUCUGGACAGCCAUGAGAGUUCUCGACCCGAACUGGAGGUUUCAGCUAUUAACGAAAAAAGCCGCUAUAAGACACCAGUUUCAAAGCUCAGUAUUAAAGGCCCUUCCAAAAAGAAGCAGAUCUCGGUAUCCUCUGAUUUAGAUGAUCUGAUUGGGAUGCUGGACUCUCAGAUGCUGCUGUUAACUUAUGCCUCCAUAAAGAUGGAGAAGAACCUUGCCCUUCUGGAGGGGAAAGCUGAAAGAAACUUGUUACUGCUGUGUGAGGAAGUGGGGAAACUUCAGAGGAACGCACAUGAAAAAAAGCAUAAGCUGCAGCAUCUGAAGAAAGAGACAGAGCUCUCUGAAGCACUAGAGAGACAGCUUGAAAUACUUGGGCCUGUUUCUGAACAAUGUGCACAGUUUAGGGAGGAAUAUAAGCACUUUGCCACAGCCCUGGACACAACAAGGCAUGAACUGCCCCUGAAGGAUAUCUACAUAGAAGAAAACAUGGGCCAAUAUCUAGCUGAUUUGCGGAAGAGCUUGGCUAUGACUCAGAAGGUUUUGAAUGAAGCUCUGCUACAGAACUUUGAAGAAAACGCCAAAGUGCUGAAUGUCAUGAAGGAGCUAGAGGAAGCAUCCUUGAAGCUGGAUGCAGAGCUACCAAGGACCUUUGCGCAUGUUGUGGACUUGUCUGCUGAUGUGAGCAAGGAGGCCUCGCUCCAUUAUCAGAAAGUGUGUGAAGACUCCCUGGGUCUGGAGACCAUGAAGCAACUGUACUUUAGUUAGACCCAAUCUAUAGCUCUUGGUGGGUUCGUCCCUGAAACAGGAGGCUGGUCCUUCUGUUCUUUCACUUUCCUAUUGGAGAAGGACUGAAAUAUGUUACACCAGGUGGGGUAACAUUUUCUACUCUUGUUUGUUACAAUUGGUUGAGAGGGGAGGAUAUUUUAAAGAGAAACUUGAUUGUCUGACAUGAAAAACAGGAUAUAAUCGGAAAAGUGCACAGAAAAAAGAAGGUGCAAGAUGUACUUUCUUCCCCUCAUCCCUCUUGGUGCCAUUUCAGCUAAUGGAAACUAGGACACAUUUGCACUUUGGGAUUCUUUCAUUUUUGUAUUAAAACAAUUUUCUCAUUGCAAAUCUGGUGACAGUAAUCUUCAUUGGAAUGGGUUCUUUCUUGCCCUGUAACAUUAUACAAAUGUUAGCUUUUGAAGGAAUAUUUUCAAAAUAAUUUGAGAAAUGAACGUAUACCUUGCCUAU
This is a messenger RNA of Candoia aspera, 1567 nucleotides long. It is a transcript of the gene HAUS8, whose product is annotated as HAUS augmin like complex subunit 8. The coding region runs from base 74 to 1099 and encodes 341 amino acids. The record is from RefSeq and is a predicted model, not a curated record. Gene Ontology annotation, molecular function: microtubule binding. Gene Ontology annotation, biological process: spindle assembly; centrosome cycle. The transcript is spliced from 11 exons. Lineage: Eukaryota; Metazoa; Chordata; Lepidosauria; Squamata; Candoiidae. Gene Ontology annotation, cellular component: nuclear microtubule; centrosome; cytoplasm.